AUGAAAUAGGCUUCUAGAUUUGAUAUAAUCAAGAAUGAAUUAAUUUCAAAAAAAAAAUGGAAGGAAGAUCAAGAAAUUAGUUAAUGUGGAAUGUGUGAUAAUAAAUUUAAUGCCUUAUUUAGACGUAAACACCAUUGCAGAAGAUGUGGAUAUAUUUUUUGUUAAGAGUAAAUAGAUUUAACCAUCUAGUUGUUCAAACCACUUUUUUGAUGGGCCUCCUAACGAAGGUGAGAAAAAAAUUCGAUUUUGCAGGCGUUGUUACGAUAAAAUUAGCUAAUUGAUUGCUGAAAAAGGAUUUUUUGUAGAUAAUGAAGAGUCUACUUUGAAGGCGACAAUAUAAAAAGAAGGAAAUUCCCAUUCGAGAAAUACUUCAAAAUAAUUUGAAAGUGUAACCACAUUUACUUCAUCAAAAAGCAUAAUCGCGAAAGAAAAUGAAGUUUAAUAAAUUUAGGAAGAGGAUGACACACUCUUAGAAAUAAAUUAAGAGAAGGAAGAUAUAUCCGAAUUUUUUGAAGAAUCUGAUAUUGCUAAAGAUUAAUUACCAAUAUUAUAAGAAAAAAGUGGUUAUUAAUUAGAAAAAAUGUGCGAAUAUAUUUUACAGAAUGUUCUUUAACCAAAUAAAACUUAUGAAAAAGUUAUUGAAUUUUGGAAGUAGAAAAUGAAAGCCUUGAUAACUCAGUGUGUUUAGGAAAUUUAAUUUCACUCUGUAAACACUAAACUUAUGGAUAUUAAUCAUUUUAUGAAGAUAAAAAUUAUUAAUCAUCAUGAUGAACAAUUAACCAGUUUUUUUCCUGGGGUAAUUUUUCGUAAAAACGUUGCAUUAAAAUAAAUGUAAUAUGAAAUUAAUAAACCAGCUAUCAUUAUUAUUAUUGGAGAUUUUGAUAUGGAAGGUUCAUAAAAUUAAUUAGAAGAUUAUAUCUAAAAUGAAAAAAAAAUUUUAGUUGAUUCUAUUAACUAAAUUUAUAAGAAUUAUGAACCAAACUUGAUUUUAGUUGAAAAGGGAGCUAAUAAAAUUGCUUUGGAUGAAUGUUUGAAGAAGAAAAUAACUGUUUUGACUAAUGUUAAAAGGAAAGUUCUUUAAAGAGUUAAAUUGUGUACAAAUGCUAAAUACAUCAGUUUAUCUAUAUUAAAACAAUGCAUUGAAAGAAAGGAAUAAAUAGUAGGUCGAUGUGAAAAAGUCUUUUUUAAAUAAUUUCCUAAAGUUCUUUAAGAAAAAGCUGAAAUUCAAAAGGAUUCUACUUUAUGUUUUUUGAAAACUUCAACUUGCUAAAAAUUUGCUACAAUAACAAUAAGUGGGCCUUCAGAAGAUUUAUUAUCAAAAGUAAAAUAAUGUUUUAUCGGAUGUGCUAGACUAGGCAAACAUCAAGAUCUUGAAUCUCACUUCAUAACUACUGAAUGUUCAAUGUUUAAGAACAAUCAAUUAAAAACUAUUUCUAAUUAAGGUAAUUUUACAACAUUUUUAUUUGAAAAGCUUCCUUUAAAAGAAUUAUUCAAUAUAGAAUUAAAAUACAUUAAAAUCAAUUAUGUUAUUGCUGAUGUUAACAAUUUUAAUGAUAUAAAAGAUUUUUCUAGUUUAGAGGAAUAUAAAUCAAAACAUCCUUCUUAAAGAGAUAAAUUAGAAGAGUUUUCAAUGGCUCGUAUGUGCAACAAGCCAUAAGAGAAAAAAUCUGUAUAUUAUCAUGGGGAGGAUGUUUGUUUAGGCUAAUUUAUAAUCUUGAAAAUAGCUAAUAAGGAUACAAAAUGUGAAAUUUGUCAUCUACCUAAAAUAGCUCAUGUUUCAUUUUAUUAUUGUGGAGAUAAAUAUAUUAAAAUAAGUGUUGAUUAGAAAAAUAGAAGUGGGAGAAUUAUAUCGACUAAUGAGCCUCCUUAAUUAUAAAAUUAGGUCUCAUAAUAGUUUUCCCAAUUGUCAAAUGAGGAUGAACCAAGAGAUAAUGUUUAUACUGCAAAGGAUAUCACUAAAAUUGUUUAGCAAUCACAUUCAAAUUAGAAAGGAGAAAAAAAAAAGAUAAGAAUAGAAACUUAUAUUUAAUGUAGCAAAUGCGAUCUAAGUUCGAAUAUUGUUAAAUUGUCUAGUUUAAAUUUAGAUUUUUCCUUUUUUAGAUUUAUGUAAACUAUAUUGAUGACUCAACAAAACACAAAUGAUAAACAAACAGGCCAAAUAAAUAAUUGUAAUCAUUAAUUGUAGAGAAUAUUUACUUAUGAUGAAUCAAUGGUGAAGAUUUAAGUUGGAGAAGUUGAAGUAUUUACUACAAUAAUAUAAAAUACUUUAAGUUAAGAAUUACUUGAUAGUUUAAAAAAGUGGGAAGAUGAUUAUAUAUAAACCUAAAAAAAAGAACUUUAUUAAAGAUAUCUGAAUAUCAUUUUUUAAUUGACAUAAUUCAAGAAAAAUCUAUCUAAAAAUGUUGAAGUAGAUGGAAUUGAAUAAUAUUAAGAUGAAAAGUUUUGGUAAUAGAAAUUCUUCGGAAUAAAUUAAAUAUCUGAUUUACAAUAAUUUACUUAUACGUUGAGUAUUUAAUUGUAAGAAAUAGGGGAAUAAGUAAAAAUGGAAAUGAAAAAGUUUUUUAAUAAAAAUUCAAUGAUUAAAAGCUAAAAAGAGCUAGAUCAUCAAUCUCCCAUAAAUAAAGGACACCUUUCCGGAUAAGAUUGCGAUAUCUUUCAUUCUGAAAGUGUAGUUGCAGAAGAUAUAGAGCAUUAAAGUGAUUAAUUCUGUGAAAUAAAGUCCUCAACUGAUUGUAAAUCUAAGAAAAAUUCUAACAACAAAAUUCUUAAUUUUCAACAAUCUGUAAGAGAAUUAGAUGGCAAUCAUUCAUUUAUUGCAGAUAAACAAUAGAAUCCUUUAAAUAAUUUAUUAAAAGAGUGGCCUUUAUGUGUAUUUUAAGAUGAACAGAAUAAGGUAGCAUUAUGUGAUAGAAAAAUUAUUCCUUUUGUAGCCAUUUUUGAAAGUCAACCGUUAUCAUCCUUAGCAUUUGCUUUAAAUCAUCCAAAAUAUCUCAAAGCAAUUAACUAUUAUGAAAGUAUGAGUAUUAAUUAAACUAGAUUUUUAAAAGGUUGAUUUGGAAUAAUAAAAAGUAAUUCUGAGUAAACUUAUGUUAAUAAAAUCUGGCUAAUAAUCAGGAAAAUGGGAAUAAGAGGAUUAAAGUCUCCUAAGAGAAUCUUUAUCAACAACAACAGAUACUAAUUUGAAUAAUAAUUAACAGUAAUCUACACCUUAAAAAAAAGAAAAGAACUACAUUACAAUCACAUUAUAGUAUGAUAAAGUAAAGGGUUUGAAACCAUCAAUGAGUAGAGAUUAAUUUUUUGAUGAGGAAAAAACAAUAUCUUCUUAAUAAUCAAUAGCUAGUGGUUUGGGAAAUUAAUAAUUUUCAGUAAAAAAGUCAAAAACUUAAGAAAUAUUAAUAUAUUUUCCUAUUUAAUUUGAAGCUCUAAGAGCAUCCUUUGGGAUUACAUUAAAUUUGUUUAUUAAAUCUCUUAGUGUAACUGGAUCAUGGAAUGCAAGCGGCGGUAAGUCAUCAUCUAAAUUUUUCAAAUCUGAUAAUGAAUUAUUUGUUGUGAAGAAAUUUGAUGAUGAAAAGGAGUUUAGGAUGUUUGAAUAAUUUGCUUUAGAUUAUUUUAGACAAAUGCAUAGACAUUUUUAUGAAUCUUAAAAACCAUCAUUGCUCUGUAAAAUAUUUGGAAUGUAUGAGAUAAGAGACAAAGGUAAUCCUGAGUUUUAUUUAAUUAUGGAAAACUUAUAUUAUGGUAUAGGCAAUUAAAAAGAUUUACUGGUUUAUGAUUUAAAAGGAAGCGAAACAAAUAGAUGGGAGAAGAAAGUAAAUAAGGUGUUGUUAGAUACUAAUUUUAUUAUAGAUAGAAAUGCUGAACCGAUUAUUCUGUAAAAUGAUUGUUAUAUUUAUAAUGAUAAAGCAUUUUAGGUAUUUUUAUUUAUUAAAGUGAUAGAGUGAUUGUAAAUUUUUGUUAAGGAAAUAAAUUGUUGAUUAUUCACUUUUAUUAAUCAUUAACAACAAUCAAAAAAAAAUAAAAAUGGGCAUUAUUGAUUAUUUAAGAUUUUACACUUGGGACAAAGAAACUGAGAGACUUUUGAAAUUUGUGCUCAAAGGUGGAAAAGUAUUAAAAUGAUAAUUUUUAUAAGGUCCCUACUAUUAUCAAUCCUAAUGAUUAUAAAUAGAGGUUCUUAACUGCAAUAGGAAGAUAUUUUAUACAUGUUUGAAUAAUUAUUUUGUAUAUAUAUAUAUAGAUGUAGA
Molecule: messenger RNA, 4241 nt
Organism: Paramecium pentaurelia
Lineage: Eukaryota; Ciliophora; Oligohymenophorea; Peniculida; Parameciidae
Source: the annotation of a GenBank genome assembly